Ictalurus furcatus (blue catfish) is the source of this 2485-nucleotide messenger RNA. RefSeq names its product ribonuclease P/MRP 14 subunit (gene rpp14). Gene Ontology annotation, cellular component: ribonuclease P complex. The record is from RefSeq and is a predicted model, not a curated record. Gene Ontology annotation, biological process: tRNA 5'-leader removal. The transcript is spliced from 5 exons. The coding region runs from base 1470 to 1922 and encodes 150 amino acids. Lineage: Eukaryota; Metazoa; Chordata; Actinopteri; Siluriformes; Ictaluridae.
CUAAAUCUACAUAUCUGUGAUUGCACGUCGUAAACACACAUUAUGACGUCUAUGCCAGUAGACAUGGAGGUUGGUGUAGUUUUGCUAGAUAGAUGAACUAGCUAGUUAACAUGCUGGUAGUUAAAACUCUUGACAUUGUGCUGGAUAUCACAAAGUGAUACUAUCUGACUGUAGGCGAUAAAGUUAAUAUGUCCAUGUGAUACGGAUUUCUGCGCUUAUUUGCUAAUUAAAUUAGCUAAUUAAAUUGCUAAACCUGCUAUUUAUGAAUGCUACGGUAACUUGGCCACCUCCGCUGCUAUUCAGUAUUUAGUGAAUUACCUAAAGGAUUCAGAUGAUUAGAACUCUGAUUCGUUUCAUGACCCGAGAUGGUCCUUGAUUAGACUGUAUUGAUGGAUUUAAAAUAUAGUCAUUCUUUUGGCUCGUUUCAAAAUAUUCGUAUACUAAAUACUUGUAGAUUUGUGUAGUCCCUUUGCGAGAACUACGUAUUGUUGUGUCUUACUUAUGAAUGGAUUGUUCUUAUGAACCGAUUCUGUGUAAUGAAUCGUUCGAACCGGUUUACAAGUUCAACCGAACCCUCUAACCCCCGAACCCUAUAACCGCCAAACCCUCUAACCCCCGAACUCUCUAAACCUCUAACCCCUGAACUCUCUAACCCCCGAACCCUGAAUGAGCCGAACAGGACUACAGACAUUAUGGGUAGAGACGGGCCACUGUGUAAAAUAUACAGUAUUUGGUAUUGGGACAGCAAGGCCAGUUCUUUUGUUUUUGCUAUACACUGAAGACAUUUGGGUUUGAGAUGAACAUGAGACGAUAGAUCGGAAUUUCAGUUUUCAUGUCCUGAUAUUUAGAUCUAGGCGUGUUAAUGUAGAACAUGGCACCGUUGGUGGCAAGCCACCCAAGUUUAGGUGAGAAAAAGUAUAGGAACAAAUUAAAGCAAAUUAAAGUAAUAGCAUGUAAUAUUUGAAUGCUCAAUUGGGUUAAGGUCUGGUGAUUGACUUGGCCAUUUUAUUUCCCCCCUGAUGAAGUCCUUUGUUGAGUUGGCAGUGUGUUUUGGCUCAUUGUCGUGCUGUAUGAUGAAGUUCCUCCCAAUUAGAUUGGAUGCAUUUCUCUGUAAAUUGGCAGACAGAAUGUUUCUGUAGACUUAUGAAUUCAUUCUGCUGCUACCAUCAUGAGUUACAUCAUCAAUAAAGAUUAAUGAACCUGUUCCAGAAGCAGCCAUGCAAGCCCAAGCCAUGACACUACCUCCACCAUGUUUAACAGAUGAGCUUGUAUGAUUUGGAUCAUGAGCAGAUCCUAUGUUUCUCCAAAAUUUGGCCUUUCCAUCACGUUGGUAGAGGUUGUGGCUCAUCUCUAUAUUUCUUUGUGAAUUUAUAGAAUCUUUUCUAUAAUGUGUGUAAGAAAUAAAUUGUAUAUGAUUAUGACUUAACUAAUUUCAUUGUUCUGUUUUUGGUUUUGUUUUACUCUCUGACAUGCUCAGUCUGUACAGUUAUAUAAAUCCAUCUCUAACUAGCUUUUUAUCUUUAUUAUAUCUCUUGCAGUGUGGUGUUAUGGAGGAGAAACCUGCAUCUUAUGAGCGAGUUGUUUACAAAAACAUCUCGGAGUACCACUACAUGAAGAUCUGCCUAGUUUGUGAAAACCGCAGCAAAACCCUGAGUCCAGAACAGUUUAAGCAGUUGAUAAUCUCUGGAGUCAAAGACCUAUACGGAGAGGUUGGAGCUGCUUUUCCCUUUGAUUUGCUGACAUUCGAUCAAAGUGCAUUGUCAGCCAUACUGCGUGUGUAUAACAGGGGUCUGGUGAAACUGUGGAGUGCACUCACACUGAUCGGAGAGUACGAAGACGAACCAUGUGCGUUUAGAGUCACACAGGUCUCACCAUUCUUGUUAGCUUUAUCUGGAAACAGUCGUGAGCUGGAGCUGUACUAGUUUGCAUGUGAAAAUGGCCUUCAUUCUCAGAAGAACUCUGCUUGGGAAAAGCGUGCACCAUGUUCUGAGCACAGCAGUAUUUGGGACGUCGAAGCUCUUCAUGCCAGAGUCAAGCGCUCUCCGAAUGCUCCAUGUUGGAGCCCGAGCCUCACUGACGAGGGUUUUCAGCACCAGGGACGUGGAACUUUUCGCUGAGCUAACAGGAGACACGAACCCGCUCCACCUUGACCCUGAAUUCGCCAAAAAGACCUCUUUUGAAGCUCCCAUUGUUCACGGCGUGCUGAUUAAUGGCCUCAUCUCAGCAGUUUUGGGGACCAAAAUGCCCGGCAGAGGCUGUGUGUUUCUCCACCAGGAAAUUCGCUUCCCGGCACCUUUGUUUGUCGGAGAGGAGGUGGUGGCUGAGGCAGAGCUGAAGAAGAUCAAAAUGUCAUUUGCUUUCAUUUCCGUUUCCUGUUCUGUCAGAGACAAAGUGGUGAUGGAGGGGGAGGUGAUGGUCAUGAUACCGCAGGGCAUGCAGGGGACUUAGUUAUUAUGAAACUUAAUAAACGUCUUUCAUUUCUUUG